AUGAUUAUUUGUGCAUUUUUUCUUUAUGUUAUUCUUACGUACAGUGAAAUAAUAUUGUGCUUUAAAAUAAAUAAUAUAUAUAACCAGAGUAGUUGGUUACUACAUAACAAAUAUGUAAAAAAAUAUUCUCGAAUUAAGAAUAAUUUGGACAAUAAUGUAAUAAAUCAUAAUGUUAAUAUAAAAGAAAGUGUUGAAAGGAAUAUCAAAUGUAAGAUUGGUGUAGAAGUUCAUGUACAGUUAAGUACUAAAUACAAGGCAUUUUGUAACUGUUUUAAUAUAUCAUCCUUAUAUAGAGAAAAAACAUAUGGAAAAAAUAAUAUCGAUUUGAUAAACUUUUUAAAUGAAAAUAUUUUUAAAAAAAUUCAAAAAGGAAAUGAAAAAAGGCACACUUCAAAUGGAGAGUUAAAAAGGAUUAUGCAGGAACAAAACAUUAAUGUAGAUGAGCCACAUAAGAAUGUAAAGAACCAUGUAAAUAAUAAUGCUAGUAAUGAGGUUAGCAGUGCCGUUAGUAAUGACUUUGGUAAUGAUGUUAGUAAUAACAGUAGUAUUACUAAGCCAAAUAAACACAUUUGCAACAUCUGCAUUGGAGAAGUAGGCUCUCUGUGCAUAUUGAACACCUUUGCGUUGUUAUUCACUUAUUUAAUUUGUAUUAUUCUGAAUUGUAAUUUAGCUACUUAUAUAACAUUUGACAGGAAAAUUUAUAAUUAUUAUGACUUACCAAAGGGGUAUCAAAUUACUCAGAAAGAAAAACCAUUAGGAACAGAAGGUUAUAUUUACGUGAAUGAGAAAAAGUUUCUCGUUAAAAGCGUUCAUUUAGAAGAAGAUACUAGUAAAUGUCUUCUAUAUACCAGUGGUACAAACACUUCGAAUAAAGAGUAUGAUAAUGAAAUUACUGGAAAAGAAUCAAUACUACAAACACCAGGUAAUACAAAUCAAUCAGUUUACAACAAUAAUGUAAAUUUAAAUGAUAAGGACCUAGCUGGAAAUAGUAGCGAUAAGGGAGACCCGGAUUUAUCUAACAAUUAUAAUGAAAUAAAUAAUAGGAACAAAAAAGUUUUAUUAGAUUAUAACAGAUGUGGAAUACCGUUAGCCGAAAUAGUUAUAGAAAAGGAUUAUAUGAGCGCUGAUGAUUGUAUAAACUUGCUUAAGGAAAUAAAAAAAAAAGUAUGUUUACUUGGCGUAUGUGUUGGUAAUAAAGAAAAUAUAAGAUCAGACAUAAACAUAUCUUUUGAAUAUAACAACGUAAAUUAUAAUAGAGUAGAAAUUAAAAAUAUCAACAGUUUUAGAAAAAUUCGAAAUUGCAUACAACAUGAGAAAGAAAAUUUUUUAAGAAGCAUUACAGCUAAUAAUACAAGCUCAAGAUGUCAAAAUGGUGUAAACAACAUAUAUACCAAAAGUUACCUAGAUAAUACACAAUACAUUUUAAGAAAAAAGGAAGAGUACAAUUACGUACACGAAAUGAAUAUUCCUGAAUAUGUGCUUGGUAAAAACAUUUUGAAAUUAUUAAAAUUUUAUGUGAAUUAUAAAAUUAAAAUAUAUGAGGAUGAAAUAAAAUAUAAAUGGUCAAAGCAAUAUUUCCACGUAUUUUUUAAUGAUCCUUUUUUAUAUAAUUAUUUUAAUGAGUGCUUAAAAUUUGAAGAUGAAAAAAAUGUUUCCAAUUUCAUAGUUAACACAUUGCUUGAUGUGGUCAAAAAAAAAAAUAUACUAUCAAAAAAUAUACAAAUAAAACCAAAACAUAUUUGCUAUCUUAUUAAUUAUGCAACAAAAAAUAAUUUAGAUAACACAUUUCUUAAAAAUGUACUAUUCAAAUAUAUAGACGUGGGAUUUGAAAAAGAUAACCUUCUUGAAAAUUUAAAAAAUGUAAGUUUUCAAGAAAUGCAAGAUACACUAAAAAAAUUAAUUGAUGAAAAUAUGAAAUAUUUAAAAAUUGAUGGUAAUAAAAACGUCUUAAACGAACAAAAUUUUAAAAAUAGAAUUAUAGGAUUACUAAAAAAUAAGAUAAAUCAAGAAAACUCUCUCUUAAGUGUGAAUUACAAAUUUGUGAGUACUUUCAUUUUUGAUUAUAUAAAAAAAUCAGUGUAA
This is a messenger RNA of Plasmodium malariae, 2082 nucleotides long. RefSeq names its product glutamyl-tRNA(Gln) amidotransferase subunit B, putative (gene GATB). The transcript has a single exon. NCBI's taxonomy places the organism in Eukaryota, Apicomplexa, Aconoidasida, Haemosporida, Plasmodiidae. Gene Ontology annotation, molecular function: glutaminyl-tRNA synthase (glutamine-hydrolyzing) activity. The coding region runs from base 1 to 2082 and encodes 693 amino acids. The record is from RefSeq and is a predicted model, not a curated record. Gene Ontology annotation, biological process: glutaminyl-tRNAGln biosynthesis via transamidation; mitochondrial translation.